AGUUCAGAUAUAACUUAAGUUCUGAAUGAAAAUGUCGUCGUAGAAAAUAUGGUAAUCUUUCUCCAUAGAUGAAGUAAAAAUUACUUGUUUAAUUAUAAAAUUGUUACGUUCAAAGGAAGGUAACCAUGGAUUCUUCAGAAGUGGAUAUGAAGCAGAAAGAUUUGAACAUUUUAGGACUGUCGGCGUAUUCUGUAGAUGAGAAUUUUAUCAAGUGUCCGAUGUGCCUGGAGAGGUUUACGCGACCUAAGAUGCUGAAAUGUUUGCAUACUCUAUGUGAGCAUUGUAUAACAGUUCAUAUACAACACGCUGCCCGGAAUAAACAGGUGACACACAAAGAGUUUCCGUGUCCUAAAUGCCAUUCUAUGACUAACGUGAUCAAACCUGAGUUGCCCCUCGAUAAAUGGGCAGAGACACUGCCCGCCAACACUAUGAUGGAAGCCCUGUUAGAAUCCAUCUCUCUACAGGUUGACGAUAAACUUUGCGGCACGUGCGAGGAAGGUGGAGACAGCACUUUAGCUUCGUAUUGGUGCCGCGACUGCGCAGAACCUCUUUGUGACAACUGCCUGAAAUAUCACAGACUGAUGAAGAUAAGCAGACGACACAAAAUAGAAGAAAUGGACAUCAUCAAAAGGCACCCGAAACGUAUAUUGUCAGUUCCCCAACCAUGCCCGGACCAUGUUGGUAAAGAUAUCGAGCUGUUUUGUGCCGAUCAUAACACCCUAUGCUGUGUAAUGUGUGUCGCCACGGAACACAGAAGGUGCGAUAAAGUAGCCUCCAUCGACAAAUUAGCCAAGCAGUUGGAGGAAGGUGCCGUCACGGAAGAACUCGUUGAUAAACUAAAUUCGUAUCUCGAUCACCUGAAAACCAUGAAAACAGACCGUGAAGUAAAUAGAGAGAAGUUAACUGGCAAGAGAAACGAAAUAAUGGAGCAGAUUGCUAACUACAAGGAAAAUGUAAACAUUCUACUAGAGAAAUUGGAAUCCACUUUGAACCAACAGUUCGACCAUGUACACCUGAAGGAAACAGAUCGGCUCAACACGGAAAUAGAGUGGUGUAAUGCGAUGCAGAGCGCGGUUGAAAACGCCAAAACCGUACUACUAGUAACUAACAGACACUGUUCUAACGCACAGGUAUUUAUAACUGUACAGCAGUGUAUAGAGAGGUCAAUAAGAUAUGAAGAUGAGAUUGCCAAGGAACAGAAUCAGAAAUUUGAACUGUUAGAUUACAGUUUUGAGAUCGAUUCAGCGUUUGAGGCAUUUUUGCAGUCUUUGAUCUCCGUCGAGUCUUUUGGUAAUGUGCACACACAUCGCCGUCGUGCCUUCAUACCAUCCUCACCUGGACUUAAGAUGUUGAGAGACAGAAAAGCGGAACCGGAAAUUGAAUUUGACGCAAAGACGCCAUCUGAUACACGAAAUUGUUGUCUGUCAUCUGUUCUUUUCCUGUCUGACAAAAGGAUUCUUCUUGCAGAUCAGAACAAUCAAAAAAUUAAACUCUUUGAAGACAAUGGGUCACUGAUUUACGAACAGGCGUUUACAACAUGGCCACGUGACUUCACAGAGCUAGGCAAUAACAAGGUUGCUGUCACAUUACCCAAGGAGAGAAAGAUUGAGAUAUUUUACCUUGGACAAAAGUUAAAGAACCUCGAAACGAUACGAAUGAUGGAUGAAUGCUGGGGAAUCACUUAUAGCAACAAUACCCUCAUUGUUGGUUGUAUCGGACCAGACAAAGGCAACAUCAAAUUAAUGACACUAGAUGGCGUUGAGAUCGAUACUAUUGAAGAUGACCCUAGCGGCAGACGACUUUUCAUCAAAACAAAUUACGUCACAACUAACGUCAAUGGAAAAGAAAUUUAUAUUACAGAUAGAACCAAGGAUACAGUGGUGGCUAUCGCUUUGAAGAGAAAUCCAAAUAAACAGCAGAUAGCCGAGGACCAAGGUCCAAAACGUUUACUUCCGGUAAAGCCGAGGCAUCGUUCCAGUACUGUACUUGGACACGGUAGGGAUCAAAGUAAUGGCCUUCCAUCUGAAAGACGAGCCCACAGCGAGAUGGCUAAAACAUUGCCGGGUUACGGAGAGUAUAGUAAGUUUAAAGAAAGUAAGAAUAGAGAUUCUGCUAAUUCGCCAACUACACUUCUAGAAGAGGGAUUUGAUGAGAAACUUGAAGAAUCCUAUGAUGCCCGUUCAAAGGGGACACCGCAACGUGAUAUGAAGAAUGUAUCUGGAGGGUCAUUAAAGACAGAAGAUUUAGAAGCUGUUGCCACGAGACAGUCACCAAUAGAGCGCGAGGACACGAGAUCAACUAUCAGUCACGUAAACGACCAAGACGAGAAAAUAGAGUAUGAUGUUCUCUAUUCAUACUCAAACGAUAUCCUUAAAUCUGCCGGCGGUGUCGCUGUGGAUCACCAAGGAAACAUCUACGUUACUGGAUAUAGAUCAUCUAAUGUUCAUCAAAUUUCUCCUGGCGGCUCUCUCAUUAAGAUUCUUCUACAGAACCUAUCACAGCCUCUAGCUAUAUGCGCGGAACCAUUUGGUGAUAGAAUAGCAGUCACUGAAACUACAUCAUCCAAACAAAACUUGGUACAAGUAUUUAGAUUAGUGUAAACCGUAUACCAGAAUACUACCGUGUAGUACUUAAACAGGUCAAGUCUUGAUUGCUCUGCCAUGGGAAGAAGAGGAUAUUAUAAAGGAAACUGUUGGGUUCGGGAUGUUAUAAUUUCAUGACGUUUAAUGUAAUGGACAUAUCUUUUUAUCAAUUUCUACUUUCCUGUUCUAUAGAAUUAUAUAAUAAAUAUAAGCGUGGAACAUUCCAGUUUCAGGUAUAAGAAUUAUGUGAUAUUUGUACCGGAAAUGUUACUCAACAGAUAAACAGUGUGACUUAAAGUAUAAUCAGCGUGGUUAUUUGAAUAUCAUUUAUUGUAUCCAUUUUCCUAUAUCAUUUGCUAUUCUGUGAUUUGUUGUGUAUACAUAUUAAAAAUUUGUUCAACUUUCAAUAACACAAUUAAAAGUUGCAAAACAA
Messenger RNA from Ruditapes philippinarum (Manila clam), 3015 nucleotides. RefSeq names its product tripartite motif-containing protein 2-like. NCBI's taxonomy places the organism in Eukaryota, Metazoa, Mollusca, Bivalvia, Venerida, Veneridae. The transcript is spliced from 3 exons. The coding region runs from base 126 to 2600 and encodes 824 amino acids. The record is from RefSeq and is a predicted model, not a curated record. Gene Ontology annotation, molecular function: zinc ion binding.